Messenger RNA from Tripterygium wilfordii, 1643 nucleotides. Its product is annotated as E3 ubiquitin-protein ligase RFI2-like. The coding region runs from base 107 to 1351 and encodes 414 amino acids. Gene Ontology annotation, molecular function: ubiquitin-protein transferase activity. The record is from RefSeq and is a predicted model, not a curated record. NCBI's taxonomy places the organism in Eukaryota, Viridiplantae, Streptophyta, Magnoliopsida, Celastrales, Celastraceae. The transcript has 6 exons.
AAUCGUAAUCCGGCAGGUCGGAGCGCAGAUAGAUAGGUUUCACCCCCAAAUAGAGAGGGAGAGAGAUUCAGAGUGUUUUGGCGGAAUUGUAGAUUUGGGGUUUUUGAUGGCGGACUCGAAUGAGACUGAUCGUGGCCUUAGUCUGGAUCGUCUAGUGGAUGAUCAUCGUGAUGUUGAUCGAGAGCUUCCAUCUUCUUGCAUUAGCUGCUCGAUUUGCUUGGAUUCGGUGGAAGACAAUGGAGUUAGAUCCACGGCUAAGCUGCAAUGCGGUCAUGGAUUCCAUCUCGACUGUAUUGGUUCAGCAUUUAAUAUGAAGGGGGCAAUGCAAUGCCCUAAUUGUCGAAAAGUUGAGAGAGGCCAAUGGCUGUACGCAACUGGGCCAGUUCAAUCACUUCCUGAGUUGAGCAUGGAUAACUUGAUUGCUGGUGAAGAUGUCUAUGAUCUAAGCUACUCUGAAAUGCCAUUUCGAGUUCAUUGGUGCCCAUUGGGUGAUUUAGCACAACUUGGUUCAUCAUUUGAGGAAGUGGAGACUCCAUCGACCAUGUUUCAAAACGUGCAGGGACAUCCUCCAAUAUUUGCUGAUCAGGCGGCUAUAUCAUCCGUGGCUCACUCAUAUGUCACAUAUGUUGCUCCAAUCCCACCCACAUCCUCUGGACCUAUUGAUACUGUUGCAGAUUCCUACUCCAGUCGUCCUUGGAAUGGUGCAUCCAGACGCAGUGAGAUCUUUAAUCUCCUUGCAUCUCCUGCUUUAACUAGCCAAUACCAUGGUUGGAGCAGUUAUUCCACUCCUCUGCCCCUCUCUGGUGGCCAUAGCACGGAUGCUGAUAGAAAUCCUGUCCCACCUUUAACAUUGAGAUCUUCAACGGGGGGAGUUGAAACUGUGACAAUGCCCAGGGCAUUAACACAACCAUUUGUCUUUCAUCAUGGGUCCGGUCCUAGAGGUGGGAGCUCACUUGCCACACCAACCAUUCCUUGUCACUCUGUUGGCAGUGUUCAGAACAGUGAAAGCAACCAUGUAUUCCAUCCCUUUCCUUAUCAGCAGCAGUCUAACCAUCCUCAGGGCAUGCCCUCACUUCAAGGCCAUGGCCAUGGCAUCAGAAGGUUUGAUGUUCCAAGGAGCACGACUAUGGCAGUGCCAGCACCUCCACAUCAUGACCAUAAUGGUGGCUUCUAUAUGGUUCCUCCAAGUUUAUCUGCCCAUAAUCCUCAUGAAGCAGGUUUUCUUUUAUCAAAUCAUCUCUCUCGUUUUCCGAACCCCUCAAUUGAUAGGGACGGAGGUUCGGGACCAUUUCAUCACAUUCCUGGUCACUUUUCCAGAAACAGAACUGGCAGUGGUUGGCCAAGACGCUAAUCUUAGAAUCCAGGGCUUAAUAUUGUCUUGUGUGCAGGCUUGAAUUGCGUACAACAGUUAUGCUUCCAUUGGGGGCAUUCAGUUAUUGCUUCCAUUUGCAGGAUUUCUUUUCCUCCGUGACUCCAGCAUCUGCCUGGAAUGAAAUACUACAAUUUAAAUUUGAUAAGCUGUUGUACAAACUGUAAAUUUUGGUAUGUUAUGUGGGCUCAAUUGUUUUGUUUAAAUUGUAUCUCAUAAGAGAUGUAAAUACCUCAUUCUAUUACUCAAAUCAUUUUGUUGAACUUUCUUCUCA